ACAAGAAGGAAAGUAGCGGCGUGAAAGAGUAGGCGUAGUUUUUACAGCACUGUUAAUUUUACACAGCAUUUGUUUUACUUGUCAGGUUUGCGUGUAAUUGCAGGACAGCUCCAACAGGUUAUUGACUUUGUUUUAAGUGGACGUUCAUGUUGUAUCAAGAUCGGAAAGGCUAAGUUUGUGUUAGCACAGGGCUGCCACAUAACGGGAAAGCUAGUUAGCCAUUCCCAGCUGUGCAACGAUGUUAGGCGAAGGGGAGGCAUAAACUCGCUUUAAUUACUUUCUCUCUGCAUGAGAACAUACCAGAUAAUGUCUCCGUAAACCCGGUUGUUAUUUUUUUAAAUCACGGACAUCUUAGUUUGCAAGCGGUGGAGCUGUUUGCUAACUAUGACCCAACCAGAUCCGCAGCGUCUCUCGCCAAACGUGUUGAAGUGGUUCAUGGAGGGACAGACAGCAAGAUGGGACUCUCGAUAAUCCCGCUCCUGUCAAGUUGAAGGACUGACAGCCGCCAAAAUAGCCUGCCAAAACCGGGGACAGGCAGCAUGAAGGCGCUGGGGUCCAAGUUUUCCUUUUACGCUGGGUUUGUGGUGGGGACUUUCGCCUUAUACUUGUUCCUACGGCAGCUGUGGUACGAGAGGGCUGCCACGGCUAGUUCCAGUAAUUAUGACAAAAUACACGAUUAUCAACUUCACUUGGAGCAAGACAGAAAAGUAUGGAAGAAGGACAGAUCAGCACUGUUCAACCUGGAACAUCCACACCACACAGGUGAGGACAGUCGAAUGGCGGACGAACUCUACAAGAAAGUUCGCAUCUUGUGUUGGGUCAUGACCGGACCCAACAACCUAGAGAAGAAAACUCGCCAUGUUAAAGCCACCUGGAGCCGUCAUUGUAACGUUGUCGUGUUCAUGAGCUCCGUCGAUGACCCAGAUUUCCCUACUGUGGGUCUCGGCACCAAAGAGGGACGCGACCAACUUUACUGGAAAACCAUUCGUGCAUUCCAUUAUGUUUAUGAACACCACAGACACGAAGCAGACUGGUUUCUAAAGGCAGACGACGAUACUUAUGUCAUUGUAGAUAACUUGAGAUGGGUUCUGUCCAAUCAUACGCCAGAAGAACCUAUAUAUUUUGGUAGGAGGUUCAAACCGUAUACCAAACAGGGGUAUAUGAGUGGAGGGGCGGGUUACGUUCUGAGCAAAGAGGCUUUGAAAAGAUAUGUGGAGGGAUUUAAGAGUAAAACGUGCACGCAUACUACCUCGGUGGAGGACUUGGCGAUGGGGCAGUGCAUGGAAAAGGUGGGGGUCCUCGCAGGGGAUUCCAGAGACACAGCUCUGAGGGAAACUUUUCAUCCGUUUGUACCUGAACAACACCUCACCAGCAAGUUUCCCAAGAGCUUCUGGUACUGGAGCUACUGCUACUAUCCCAUCUCAGAGGGUCCAAACUGUUGCUCAGACAUUUCCGUCUCCUUCCACUACGUUGACUCGUCUCUUAUGUAUUUAUUGGAGUAUUACACCUACCACCUCCGUGCCUUUGGAUACAAGUACCGCUACAACCCUCCCAUCUCAUCCGUGUACAAGGGGGUCCUAGAAGCCCCCCCUGCUCCUGCUAUGGACCAACAAGACCAAGUCCGAGACCUAGCCCAGGACCAAAAACCAGUCCAGGAGGCAGAGGAGGCACAUGUUGAAGGUCAUUGAUGACUGUAGGACUGAACCAAACUGAAGGAUUUAUUUUAAAUGUUUUGAAUCGUUUUAACCUUGCUUCAUAUCCAAGACAGUCCACUUUUUUGAAAAGGCAUCAAAGAUGAACAGCAAAGAACAGUUACCAGAUUAAAGUGAAUAUUGACCUAGUAUUUGAGUGAUUUUUAAGGUCAUUUUGUCAUAAGCAGUUUUAUAUCAAUUCUGUAUACACACGAGGCAAAUGUCAAUAAAUUAUAAUGGGGAACGUGAAAUUUUAAUGGUCAAGUUGAAAUUGGUGAGAAAAUAUUGUACAAACUGCAAAAAAAUAAAAAUACAAAUCUAUUAAUAGUGAGAAUUAGACUAAACAUUUUGGGAAAAUGUAUGUUUUUAAUUUAAAGUGAUGGUCACACAACUAAAAUAGGACUCAGACCUUUAGAGGGAAAUUUGAGUAUUUUGCAGACACUAUUUUUGAAUUAUAUAAUAUUUGGGUUUCUCUGUUAAAUGUAUGUAAAAAAUUUGUCUUUGACAAUUUACAAAUUUAUUGACAAUUUGCCUACGAGUAUUAGCAACUGUUACUACCUUCAGCUCUUAACUAGGGGUGGGCGAUAUUGACAAAAAUUAGUUUAUUGUAAAGGGUUUGCUGUGGCACAAAGUUACGCCAGACACCAGUGUGGAGUUUUUCCAUCAUGGUAAAAUUAACAACAAUUGCCAUGCUAAGGUGCACCUCCUGAUUGGACAGUAAAAUGCUUUCUAAUUAGAUGCAGACAGUGGUCUUAUUUUGACCUCAAGAGCUGCUUGUAUAAUACUGGGGCAAGACAAAAUUAGCUCAAAUACACAGGGCCUAAAUAUAACUGGUAUACUCAAUAUUCAAAUUUAGCAGCUCUCCAGAACAGCAUUUACAAUACCAUCCAUUUUUCAAUAUAUCUCCCACCACUACUUUACAGGACCAAACAAUUCAGAAAAUCUUUCCUUCGCUUUCUUCAAACCACAAUGGGAUGUCAGUACCGCUUUUCUGUUGGGCUAAAGCUAACUCCACCUGUCAUGAAACUAAAUGCUACCCAUUGUUUCUCUAUGGGAUGAACGUUUGACUAGUAACACUGUAGUUCAAGUUUAGCAGCUCAAGUUUCUUUCUUCCCGUUUAAACAAUGACGGUGGUAUAUAAAACCUCAACUGCUGCUAAUCAGUUAUAUUUUUUAAGAGUCUGCCACCUAAAGAUGACAUUUUAUAAUUGAGCAAUAUUUUGAGCUGUCUGACAUCUGCCUUUCUCCAUGGAAAUGUUAAUAUUUUGCCUGCAAUGAUCCAUAAUAUGACAUUAAAGGUAUCCAUCGCUAUGGAGACAAGAAGGCAAAGUUACAGGUCAGAUCUGUGAAGAGGCAAUCCCCCUCACAGAAAGACUGCAUGUUUUUCAAGGUAUAUUUUUAAAAGCAAUAAAAAUACUUGUAACUGUGGAACAUUCCAGGCAAAACCAGAAAAGUUCCAUAGUUUCUUUGAGUUGAGUUUCUUUAAACCACUUAAAACACCCAUAGAUUUCAACGCAAGGCCAAUGUAUUUUGCAUUAGAAUACACAUCUGAACUAAAUACUACCAAAACGCUUUUCAAUGUUACAGUAGCAAAAGUUUCAAAAAGUAGUUUCCCGACUAUGUAUAACUUCAAAUGUCAGAGAUAAAAGCCUUUCAAAGUGUUUUAAUUAACACAAUUAUAUUAUUAUUUCAUAUAUAUUGAAUGUCUUGUUUUGACUAGUACAGAAAAUCGGGCAUUAUAACUCUUGAAAUUCAUAUCACAUAAUGCCUUUGUCAAGUUGCUGCCAGUAUCUACUUUCCACCAUGGCCCAUAGGGCUUUGUUUGUGGUGAGUUUUGCAAAUCUGAGGUGAAAGUUUAGUCAGAACCAAUCUCUAAAGCUAAAAGUUGUAAUCUGGCCUAUUUCCUAAACAUGUUCCCUCUAUGAGACUUUAGCCAGCUGUUAUCCUCUAUAAUUUAGUAGCUGUUUACACUCUGCCUUAAGUAGCACUGAGGGAUUAGUGCCGUGUUUACAGUAGGUUCUUGAUAGUGAAAACCUCCAUUGAGGAAAAGACUAUUGUACACAAUGGGCCUAGCUUCAAGCGGGACAAUAGAAAUAGGACCUAACAUGACUAAAAUAAAUACUCUGUGUAAAAGAAGGAAGCAAGUCCGUAUAUAAGUUCAUA
Molecule: messenger RNA, 3853 nt
Organism: Periophthalmus magnuspinnatus
Lineage: Eukaryota; Metazoa; Chordata; Actinopteri; Gobiiformes; Gobiidae
Gene: c1galt1lb
Product: core 1 synthase, glycoprotein-N-acetylgalactosamine 3-beta-galactosyltransferase 1, like b
Exons: 4
Coding region: 540-1688 (382 amino acids)
Cellular component (GO): membrane
Molecular function (GO): N-acetylgalactosaminide beta-1,3-galactosyltransferase activity
Source: RefSeq, a predicted model, not a curated record